Messenger RNA from Cololabis saira (Pacific saury), 2699 nucleotides. RefSeq lists its product as uncharacterized. The record is from RefSeq and is a predicted model, not a curated record. NCBI's taxonomy places the organism in Eukaryota, Metazoa, Chordata, Actinopteri, Beloniformes, Belonidae. The transcript has 4 exons. The coding region runs from base 208 to 813 and encodes 201 amino acids.
AACGAAAAACAAAGCGCAGGUAAACAUCUGACUUGAGUGUGCAAACAUACAGAGAGGUGAGGUUGUGAUGACGCAUACAACCGCUUUGCAUUCCAGCUGAGAAGUUUCUCCGACUCCGCUUUGGAAGUUAAAUAAGCUGCAGUGCAGUGGGACACCUGUAAGAACUGUUGCUAUUUUAAAACACCACACAACGGGAAAGAAGACGCAAUGAAGGUAGUUUUAGUGAUAUCUCUGUCAUUAGUCAUGUGUGCUACUUUGUUGUGGCUCAUAAAAACGCGGAAAAACGAGCAGGAGAAACACGCAAAGCAGUACAGGCUUCUGGAUAUUAAGCUGCGAGUCACCAGUGACGUGGUGGAAGAGUUCCGGAGCGAGCUGGCGGAGAAGAAGGACCAGAUGAUGAAGAGCCAAGGUGCUCAGAAGCAGAUGGAGGAACAAGUGGAACAGCUGCAGGCCAAAACAGAAAAGGCAAAGAACGACAUGGAUCAGUGUCAAGGAGACCAGAAAUCUGCUUUAGAUCAGCUGGCCAUGGCAGAAACGGCUCUAAAUGACCUCAAAGCUACAUCUACCAAGGAGAUGACGGGGUGGCAAGCAGAAAUGGACGUAUUGAGAAAGCAGCUGGCAGAGCGAAGCUCAAUCUGUGACUUUUUAAGGGAAGAAACGGAAUUAACAAGAAAAUUAUGUGAAAAGAAAGAUGGUGGUCAAGUACAAGUAGUCCCCAAACAAGAAGAGGCCAACGCGGAGGCCCCCAAACAAGAAGAGGCCAACGCGGAGGCCCCCCCAAAAAAUGAGGCUAAUGCAGAGGCCCCUAAAUAAGACAUAAGAAAACGCAACCUGUUUUUUUUUUUUUCAAAUCUCCUCCACAUAAUCUUUUUGAAAAACAUUAAAGGUAGAUUGAACCAUGUUUUCAGGGAGUAUUCAUGUGGUCCUGGAAAUCCUGGAUAUAUAAAUUUCCACAGUUCCCUUUGCAACCAGUUGUCAUUUCCACUCGUCAAAUACUGUACUCAAACUUGAUUUCCCAAACUGGUAACUAACAUCCAGGAACAUCUUUCAGUGGUAUUUUUUUUUUAAACACUCCUGGCUCCCCCCAGAAUUAGAAUAUCCAGGUUUUGGACAUGGGAGUGGUGGUUAUAAAGGUGGGGUUGAGCCUGAAGGACCAAGGUUGAAGUUCCUGCAACAGAAGCAAAACCACCGUGGGCUGCUCUGCUCCCUGGGUGCCGGACACAAAAAUGGCCCCUCCUAGUGGGUUCGUUUCAAAAUUAAGUUUGGUGGCUGAAGGUUAUGCUUAAAAACACUGGGUCGUCCUGCUGGAUCCUCCUGGCAUCACACUCGCUGACAUGUUGCAGAUGUGAUUCUGAACAAAGGGAUUGCUUAUUAAUAUUAACGUUAAAGAUGCUCUUUAUUCAUAUGUGACUGUUUUAAAAGAAAAUAAUCAAGGGUUUUAUUUUGUUAAGUUUUAAUAAAGUGCCAUUUUACAAACUAGCCUUUUUUGUGUGAAAUAAUUCAUGUUUGUGUUUUUAUAGUUCCUGAAAGGCAAAGUGAAAUAUUUUGGAUCAUACUGACUAAAUAGAUGAGCUUUUUAGUGAGCAGAAGAGGGAAGUUGUUUGUGAGCUGGUUGCUUGCUGUCGUAGCAGAAAAAUAAUACAUUUGAUUACAUUUUUACUUGUCUGUACUAUUUUUUAAAUGCAGUGCAUUAGAGAUUUUUGUGCAGAUACAUUUCUGGGUUAACCUAGAAUAGAGAGGUCGGUUCUGCAGGAUUGUCUCAUUUGAAGUGCAGCAGUUAAGUGAACCGGAGUUCAAAUCUCUAUUGGAUCAAAAAUCCAUGUUUUUCCAUCUCAAACUCAAAAUAUAAAAUCUUGUUGUCAGUAUCUUCAGUGAGUAAUGAUUUAAUGCAUAUGAAUAUAGUAACAUUACAAAGAAUAAAGAUAUAGUCACCAAAUGAAAGCACAAACAAUAUUUGCACAUUAUGAUUAAUUAGGUAAUUAAUAUAGACGAAUAUUCAUUUUCUUUCAGAGCUUUAAGUUUUAUAGAAAACCCUUUGUGUUUUUUAAGGCCCCACCUGCCCACCUGCCCACCAUAAAUAAGUAAGUAAGAAAAAAACUUAAAUAGAUAAUUAAAAUGAAAAUAAAAAAGUUUGGUUUAUGUGUAAAAAACAAAACCAAACUAUCGGGUUUAGUUUUGAGAGAACCAAGCACGCUAUAGGCCUGUACAUGUUGGUAUAUUUUGUGCAAAUGAAGCCUGUAAAUCCUGCUGUAAAGUCACUUUUGCAAAUCACAUUUAAGUGAAAUUAGAGAUUUUUAAUAUGUGGAUAAUUAUAAUUAUACUUUACUCUAAUUACUCUCAUCUAAUUAUAGAUAAUUAUAUAAAUAAACAGCAUACGUUGAUUUAACAUUGAUUAGACGUUGGCGUUAGAACUGGAUGAUUGUUUGAUGGUUCAUCCACAUUGACUAUAACCAAAAAUCUAUCUUUUUGACCAUAAUUCAUCUGAAUCUGAAUUAACAUAUUUUGCUAUCUGGGAGGUGGAACUACUGUCCUUUGGUUAGAUAGAUCUGUGUAUCAAGAGGAGAAUGUGUAAAUCAAAUAGGAGAAACUCAGAGCUGAACCUCGUCAGGGUUCCAGGACUCUCGGCAACCCUUUCAUAUUCUUAAUUAUUAAUAGUGACAACAUGUCCUCUGAUUUGAGUGGCAUCACGUCUUCCUGAG